Cannabis sativa is the source of this 4754-nucleotide messenger RNA. RefSeq names its product putative disease resistance RPP13-like protein 1. Gene Ontology annotation, biological process: defense response to other organism. The coding region runs from base 1473 to 4754 and encodes 1093 amino acids. The transcript is spliced from 2 exons. Gene Ontology annotation, molecular function: protein binding; ADP binding. NCBI's taxonomy places the organism in Eukaryota, Viridiplantae, Streptophyta, Magnoliopsida, Rosales, Cannabaceae. The record is from RefSeq and is a predicted model, not a curated record.
GUAAGAAUGAAGCCCUUCUCCAAAUGCAUGACCUUGUACAUGAUUUAGCCAUAUUCGUAUCAGGUGAUUUUUGUUCUAGUUUAAACUUGAGUAAUGAUUUACUUAGCUCUGCAACAAAGAUUUGUCAUGUGUCAUGUAAGGGAAGCACUUGCGAUCUUAACAAGCUUAACAGCUUGAGCGAAGCUAGUUGUUUGCGUAGAUUUAUAGCAUUGUCAUUGUGGACUCCAAAUGAACAGGUCUCUCCAAAUUACUCAGUUCUAUUUGACAUAUUGCUUAGGAAGGGAGCUUGCUUAAGAGUACUUUCUUUAAGCCGAACUUCUUUCAAGAAGUUGCCUGAUUCAAUUGGCAAUCUAAUACAUUUAAGGUAUUUGGAUUUGUCUUUUAGUGCAAUCGAAGAGUUACCUGAUUUGAUUCGUAGUCUGUACAAUUUGCAAACUUUAUUAUUGUCAUGGUGUAGAUGUCUUUCUCAAUAACCAAAGAUCAUGGGAAGCUUGAUCAAACUGCGUUACUUAGAUAUUGACAAUGUACCUUUGAAAGAGAUGCCGCAACCAAUCAGUCAAAUGAAAUGCUUGCAGUUCUUACCAAAGGUAGUAUUGAGUGACAAAUAUAAGGUUGAUGGGUUUAAAAUUACAGAGUUAGCAGAAGCUGAGUAUGUACGCGAAGGGCUUUGCAUUUUGGGUUUGGAAAAUGUUAAUGAUGCAACAGAGGCUUCAAAGGCUAAUUUAAAGGAUAAGAACAAUGAUGAUGAGGCUGAAAGUUCGCAAAAAGAAUUAGAUGUACUGGACGCACUUCGACCCCAUACAAACUUGAAGCAUCUUGUGAUUGAAAGUUAUAGAGUCAAGAAGAAUCAUGGCAGUCGAUCAUGUUGCUGGUGCUUCGCUUCUGCCUCACUUCAGAUUUUGUUUGAAAGAAAGAUUGGCCUCUAAGCACAUACCCCAGCUGAUCAAGGGGAAGAAAGUCAUCAUGGACCAGCUAAAUGAUGCUGAGGAUAAGCAACUUAGAAACAGUUUGUCUGAGAAAACAAUUGUCAAUUCAGUACAUGCACACUCUACAUCUUACCUAACAGUCACUUUGAGAGGCUUGUUAUACAAACCAUUUGUAUUUGUACACAUAAUUAAGUGGAAACAGUUUAUAAUAGUGUUAGUAAUUUAGUAGAAACUGUACCUAACUUUAAUUUCUUGUUAGCCAAUCAUAUUGCAGAAGAAAUUCAAUGGCAUUUCUUUAAUGUGUAUUAUAAAUUACUAGUAGAGUCAUCACUACAUUCCAAAUUAAUUACAACCCAUAAGCACUAAUACAACUUUUUCUGUUAAAUAAUAUGAACAAAGAGUUUAAUAACAUAAAAAGGAGCAUUAAACACUUGCUUUUAACCAAAUACAGUUUGUCCUUUAUUGAAAACUGAGGCCGGCCAUUACACUUUCUUCCAUUAUUGCUUUGCUUUCUGGAUUUGAUUCCUUUCACUUGAGGUUUUGAUCAUGGCAGCCGAAUUGGUAGCUGGUGCUUUGCUUUCUGCUUCACUUCAGGUUUUGUUUGAAAGAUUGGCCUGUGAGGAGAUACCCCAGCUGUUUCAGGGAAAGAAAGUGAUAUUGGAUCAGCUAGAUGAGUUGAACACUGUGUUGUUAUCAGCUAAUGUACUUCUCAAUGAUGCUGAGGAGAAGCAACUUCGAAACGAGGAGGUUAGAAAGUGGUUGUUCAAGCUUCAAGAUGUGAUUUAUCAAGCUGAUGACUUGCUUGAUAGGAUUGACUAUGAAGCUCUGCAAUCCAAGCUUGAAGAUGAUCAAUCUAGUAGCAGUGGAAGCAAGGUAUUUCGCCAACUGAAAUCUUUUUCGUUAUUCAUGUCUGAAUUCGAUAGAUCUGUUAAGCUUGAUGCGAUGGAGAUCCUUCGUAAGCUGAAAAUUCUUGUUGAUCAAAAAGAUGCUCUUGGCCUAAGAGAAGGUGCUCAGAACAAACCUUCACCAAGACCACCAGCUCCUUUGGUAGAACAUGGUGAUGUUUAUGGGAGAGAUAUUGAGAAGAAAGCCAUCAUUGAUAUGUUGCUAAAAGAUGAUGUUGAAGGUGGUAAUAAGAUUUCUGUCAUCCCAAUUGUUGGGAUGGGUGGUAUUGGCAAAACUACUCUUGCUCAAGUUGUUUAUGAUGAUGACAGAGUUCAGAAACAUUUUGAGUUAAAAGUAUGGAUUACUGUGUCAGAUGAGUUUGAUAUUUUUAAGAUAACAAAAGAGAUUGUUAAGGGUGUCACCUCUAGAAGAUGUGAUAUUGAGAAUUUCGAAGAACUUCGAAGGAGGUUGAAGGAAGAAUUGAAGGGGAAGAAAUUUCUCUUUGUUCAUGAUGAUGUUUGGAAUGAAUCUUAUUCUCUAUGGGACACUUUGAAGAGCUCUUUCGAGUCUGGAGCAACUGGAAGUAAAAUUCUCGUGACUACUCGAAGCACAAUUGUGGCUUCUACUAUGGCCACUGGGAAGGUUCAUGAUCUAAAAACUUUGUUGAAUGAAGAUUGUUGGAAACUCUUUGUUAAACAUGCCUUUGGUAACAACAUUGAUCUCAAUGAGUACCGUGAACUAGAAGUAAUUGGUAGGAAAAUAGUUGAAAUGUGCAAUGGUUUGCCCUUAGCAAUAAAAUCUUUAGGUGGAUUGCUACGUUCUGAACGAAAUGCCAAGAAAUGGGAAGACAUACUUAAUAGUGACACAUGGGAGGAGUUGUACAAGAAGGAGGGUUCGAUUCUUCCAGCUUUAUGGUUAAGUUAUCGUCACUUACCUGCACAUCUCAAGCAAUGUUUCGCGUAUUGUUCAUUGUUUCCAAAAGAUCAUGAAUUUGAAAGAGAAAAUUUGAUUUUGUUAUGGAUGGCUGAAGGGUUUUUGCCAAUGGAUACACAAAGUAAAAAGAUGGAGGAAUUCGGAAAGGAAUACCUUGAAGAUCUUUUAUCAAGAUCAUUCUUUCAACAUGCAAGUACUAAGAAAGGAUCUCUUCUCCAAAUGCAUGAUCUCAUACAUGAUUUAGCCAUACUUGUAUCACAUGAUUUUUGUUCCAAAUUGGAGAUGAGUAAUAGCUAUUCAUCAAAGACUCGACGUGUGUCAUGUAAUGAAAGUAGUUACGACCUUAACAAGCUUAACAGUUUGCGUAAAGCUAGUUGUUUACGUACCUUCAUAACAUUGUGGAAUCCAAAUAGACAAGUCUCUCCAAACUACACAAACUACAUAGUCUUGUUUGAUAUAUUGUUUACAAAAGGAAGUUGUUUAAGAGUGCUUUCUUUAAGUGAACGUAUUACCAAGUUGUUUGGUAGAAACUUUAUCAAGCAGUUGCCGGAUUCAAUUGGAAAUUUGAAGCAUUUAAGGUACUUGGAUUUGUCUGGUACUGAAAUCGAAGAGUUACCUGAUUCAAUUUGUAGUUUGUACAAUUUACAAACUUUAUUGCUUUCAGGGUGUGAAAAACUUUCUCAUUUACCAAACAAUAUGGGCAGCUUGAUCAAGUUGCGUUACUUAGAUAUUGAAGGUGUGCCUUUGAAAGAAAUGCCAAAAGGAAUUAGUGAGAUGAAAUACUUGCAAUUCUGUCCAAAGGUAAUUUUGAGUGACAAAUAUAAUGUUGAUGGGUUUAAAAUAGCAGAGUUAGCAAAGGCUGAAUAUGUACGCAAAAGACUUUCCAUUUCGGGUUUGGAAAAUAUUAAUGAUGCAAAUGAGGCUUCAGAGGCUAAUUUAAAGGAUAAGAAGGAUCUUACAAAACUAACUUUGAGUUGGGACAGUGAUGUUGUUGGUGUUGAUAGUUCACAAAAAGAAUUAGAUGUACUUGAUGCACUUCGACCCCAUACAAACUUGAAGCAUCUUGUGAUUGAAAGUUAUAGAGGUACAACAUUCUCGAAUUGGAUUACUGAUAAUGCUUUUUCUAAUUUAGUAUCUGUCUAUUUGAAAAAUUGUAGAAGUUGUUGUUAUAUACCACCACUUGGACGACUAGCUUCUUUGAAAGAUCUCUUCAUAAGUGGAUGUGAUAGUUUGUUGUCAAUAGGUGAUGAGAUUGAUAGCAAUGGUCCUCUAUUCAUUUGUUUAGAAAACUUAACAAUUGACAAUAUGUUGAUGUGGAAAAAAUGGUCAUUUGGUAGUGAAGCUAUUCUUCAAGGUCAAAUAUUCCCUCUUCUUAAAUCACUUAGUCUAUGGAGUUGUCCAAAACUUAAAGUUGGUUUACCUUGUUAUCUUCCAUCCUUGGAAAGUCUUAGAAUCAAUGGUUGUGAAGAAAUGGAGGUUUUGGUUCCAAGAACUACUCAACAAAGUGUCAUAGCCCCACCUUUUCUUCUUGUGUCCCUAUGUAUUGAAAAUUGCCCUAUGUUGGAAUCACUUCUAAAUUGGGAAUUACACUCCAAAGUAGAGGAAAUUUGGUUAUGGAACACAAAAGCUCUUUUUGAGAAACGUUGUAAAUGGGAUCUACAUAGACUCUUGUGUUUGAAAUUCUUGAACAUCCUUGGGUGGGAAGAUGAAUCAUUUCUUGAUGAAGGGCUCCUUCCUAUCACUCUAAAUACAUUAUUAAUUCGAAGUUGUAACAACCUUGAAACUCUAAAUGGCAAAGCCUUUCAACAACUCACAUCUCUUCAAACAUUGGAUAUUAGUGGAUGUAAAAGGUUGUGGUGCUUGCCACAAGAAGGGUUGCCUAAUUCCCUUUCUAAAUUAUAUAUCAGUGAAUGCCCUUUGGUAAAGCAACGAUGUGAGAAAGGAGGAGAAGAUUGGCCUAAGAUUCAACACAUCAAACGUGUGAAUUUGGAUGGAAAGUGUAUCAAUUAA